Molecule: messenger RNA, 2426 nt
Organism: Salvia hispanica
Lineage: Eukaryota; Viridiplantae; Streptophyta; Magnoliopsida; Lamiales; Lamiaceae
Product: putative LRR receptor-like serine/threonine-protein kinase At5g10290
Biological process (GO): protein phosphorylation
Molecular function (GO): protein binding; ATP binding; protein kinase activity
Source: RefSeq, a predicted model, not a curated record
GAGCUGAGCUGCCUCUGAUUUUUCUCUUUCUGCGAAUUGUUUCAUAGUAAAUCAUCAUCGAUUAAAGGCGAAGCAAACCUCCAAAACUAGGUGCCAAAAAUGUCUACAAGCAUGGCCCACCACUCUCACCAAUUCAUCUACCUCUCUCCCUAAAAAGUAACUGCGGAUGGAGUGCCAAUUUAUGUAUCACAAUCUACACGCACUCCUUUGCCAGAGCACGCAUUUAGAGCGUCACCCUCGCAAAAAGCGAAUACCAGAAAGGAGUUUAUUCGGAAGCGUGUGUGUUUUCUAGGCUCCUCACUUGCUUUUCAAACUGAAUAAAGCUCGUGUUUUUUCGACUCCCUUUUGGAAAUCAUCGAGGCCCUUUUCGCUUCAGAGUUUCUGCAAGGCAUUGUAGGUUGCUUGGUUAGAACUCAUUGCAACAGCUCCUGGUGGGAAAUGAGUUGUUGUCAUCAGUUAUGGAUCUGUUGAUUGGAGUUUUAGCAUUGGCACAUUUAUCUUAUUUUGUGGCUCCUGAUGCACAAGGGGAUGCAUUAUAUGCUUUGAGGAAGUCACUAAAUGCUUCAGACAAUCAGCUCGCAGAUUGGAAUAGCGAUCAAGUUAACCCUUGCACUUGGUCCAAAAUUACAUGCAACAGUAACAACGAUGUCAUAUCAGUGACAUUGCCUAACAUGGGAUUUUCUGGAACCUUAUCACCGAGAAUAGCAAUUCUGGAGAUGCUGACUACACUCAAAUUGCCCGGAAAUGGUAUAAGUGGUAAGAUACCCGAAGAGUUUGGCAACUUGACGAGCUUGACCAUGUUGGAUCUGGAAAAUAACCAUUUAACAGGAGAAAUACCAUCAUCGCUAGGCAAUAUUAAGGGGCUCAAAUUUUUGAUCUUAAGUGAUAAUAAUCUCUCUGGAUCAAUUCCCAAAUCACUUUCAAGUCUUUCCAACUUGACGGACCUCCAGCUCGAUUCAAAUAGGCUGAGCGGAAAAAUUCCGAAGGAUUUGUUUCAGAUUUCUAAACAUAAUUUCACAAAGAACUGGUUGGACUGUGACGUCAUUUCUUCCCCGCCUUGUGCAUCUGAAAACACAGGUGAUCCAAGGAAAUCGAGAACUGGCUUGAUAUUGGCAAUUGUGGUUCCGCUGUUUACUGUCUUUUUACUUGGAUUUUCUGUCCUGUUAUUCACGUGGAAAGGCUGGACUAUAGGCUACGGGCGUGAAGUUUUUGUUGAUGUUGCAGGCGAUGUGGACCAGAAAAUUGAAUUUGGUCAGUUGAAGAGGUUUUCUUGGAGAGAACUGCAGGUGGCUACGGACGGUUUUAGUGAAAAGAAUGUCCUCGGGCAGGGGGGCUCCGGAAAGGUUUAUAAAGGGAUUCUUGGUGAUAAGACGAAAAUUGCUGUUAAACGCAUAAUGGAUUUUGAUACUCCCGGGAGCGAUACAGCGUUUCAGUGCGAGGUCGAGAUGAUAAGCGUGGCUGUUCACAGAAACCUUUUGCGUUUGAUUGGAUUCUGCACCACUCCAACCGAACGCCUUCUCGUUUACCCUUUUAUGCAAAACUUGAGUGUUGCCUCUCGUUUGCGAGAACCGGGGCACCCUGUAUUGGAUUGGAUCACGAGAGAAUCGGUGGCAUUAGGCACAGCACGUGCACUAGAGUACCUCCACGAGCACUGCAAUCCCAAGAUCAUUCACCGUGAUGUUAAAGCUGCAAACGUGCUGCUAGAUUCCAAUUUGCAGGCUGUUGUUGGCGAUUUCGGCUUGGCCAAGCUGGUCGACGUCAGGAAAACCAACAUCACGACGCAAGUGCGUGGAACAAUGGGCCACAUAGCUCCUGAGUACUUGUCAACCGGAAAAUCCUCAGAGAAGACCGACGUUUUUGGCUAUGGAAUCAUGCUUCUGGAGCUCGUCACUGGCCAGCGAGCCAUAGAUUUUUCGCGCAUAGAAGAAGAAGACGACGUUUUGCUUCUCGACCAUGUGAAGAAGCUGCAGCAGGAGAGUAAGCUAGAGGACAUUGUGGACAGCAAUCUAGCGAGGAACUACGACAUCGAGCAAGUCGAGAUUAUGGUUCAGAUAGCUCUACUCUGCACCCAAUCUACCCCCGAGCAGCGCCCAGCGAUGUCUGAGGUUGUGCGGAUGCUGGAGGGAGAAGGGCUCGCGGAGAGGUGGGAGGUGUGGCGGAACUUUGAGAAGAUUCGGAAGCUCGAAAACGAGAGGCUGCAGAGGAGAUUCAACUGGGGAGAGCAUUCAAUCAACCUCCAGGAGGAUAUUGAGUUGUCUGGGGGAAGAUGAGAUGAUCAGGUUUAUUACUACUAGUUUUCUGCUAAUAAUCAUUUGGAUUAAUCAAAUUAUUUCAGAUAAUCCUGUUCUUGUCUGUAUUUUUUCAUUACAAAUCUGUCCCAUAAUGUUUGGACAUUUUGCCAAGAUUAAGAUAUUACUUUCUCAUUA